Molecule: messenger RNA, 3270 nt
Organism: Peniophora sp. CBMAI 1063
Lineage: Eukaryota; Fungi; Basidiomycota; Agaricomycetes; Russulales; Peniophoraceae
Source: the annotation of a GenBank genome assembly
AUGACCGACACUUCUCUUGAUGCUGCUGGCCGCGCGACCAUUACCGGCAGUCAGAUGCUAGUUCCGCCAGCCCCGCUAGAAACGCUGGAGCCUAUGCUAGGACCCAUUGCCGGGCCGAGCAACACGAGUAACGGCGCAGGAGUGCCCGAUCAUAUAGGCGAGGAUGAGAGCGAGGCAGCUGCGGCGGGUAGCGAUGAUGUGCAGUCUACUCCCGACGCUGCGAAGUCGACCAAGAAUCGCCCAAUCAUCGACUGGAUUCCUCAUCGGUUGGGCUUCGUCCGCGCAUUCCUGAAACUCGACGGCCGACCUCGCGACGUCGUGAGGGGCACGGUAAAGGGGUGCUCGCUACCGGGUUGUCCCCGCGCGGCGACGCCAAUGGCUGGGAUAUACCGCUGCGUGUCGUCCAACUGCAUGACGUGUACAUGGUUAUGUGCAGAAUGUAUGGUGGAGCGGCACAAGUACCGGCCCCUGGAUAGGAUCGAGAUCUGGAUGAACGGGGAGUGGCAGAAGAGCUCACUGCAGAAGCUCGGCGUUAAGGUGCAGUUCGGACACUGGGACGGCACCGAAUGUAGGCUAUUACGCGAACCCGCGAAGAGUUUCGUGGUCAUCCACACCAACGGCGUCCACGAAAUCGACGUGGAAUUCUGCGGCUGUACGACAAAGAUGGUUCACAAAUGCGAUCAACUGAUGGCCGCACGCUGGUAUCCUGCCACCACUAACAAGCCUCGGAUGGCAGCGACAUUCGAGGUACUGGAGCAGUUUGACGCGAACUGCGGCGCGGGGAAGCAGAAUGCAUACGACUUCUAUCGCGCGCUAGAGCAUCUGACGGACGGUGCAGGACUGCAACACCUACCGGACCGAUCCAAAGAUUUCUUUCGCAUGGCGCACGAGUACCGCCAUGUCCUUGCGUUGAAACGUGGAGGACGAGGACACGACGCCACACCUGAUCCCAUCAAGACGACGGAAUAUGGCGAGCUCGCCGUGCUCUGCCCUGCGUGUCCUCACCAGGGGAUCAACACCAAUGUGGUCGAUAAGUUGCGCUCUUUGUCGCCUCGACUGGCCGAGGCCGCCCCGCUGUUCAACGAACUGGUUCAACUCUCGAUGGACUGCAACUUUCGAGCGAAGAACAGAAUGACGCGUUCGACUCCCGAAUCCAGCCCCUACCUUGGAGAUGGUAUGGCGUACAUGGUACCCGAGAGCCCGUAUGAAGAUUACACGCGCAGCUGCUUGAACGAUCAAGAGCUCAGCAGCUGCUCGCGUUUCGGCGCGAACAUCCUGGCGAAUUUGAAAACGGGUAAGGGACUCAGAACGACUGGCGUAGGCGCAGUCUUCUGCUCUCGCCACGAAUUCUUCUGGCCCAACUCUGUGGGCACGCUGGUGAAAGGCGAGAGAUACAGCACGAUGGAUUUCAUCCUGGCCGCUGCUGUGCGCCGAGUGAGGGCCCCAAGCCUUCACCUCUACUACGACAUCGUGUGCCAGUAUCACCGCAAUCUGAACGUGCGCAUGAUGGAAGCUCAGCCGAAGUCCUUCAUCGGCGUGGGCGCCAAGAAGCUGUUGCACCAGAUCAACGUCAGUUUCGGCAUCCCAAAGUUUCACAACCCCGGUCACCUCGUUAUGUGCCAACUGUGGUUCAACAUCGCCUACAUACGCGCGGCGGGUCAGACGGAUGGCGAAGCGUCGGAGCGUGCAUGGGCGGGGUUGAACCCGGCUGCAUCAAGUCUUCGCGAGAUGGGUCCUGGUACGAUGCGGGACACUAUCGACUUCUUUUGCGGUGUCUGGAACUGGCGCAAGUUUGUCAAUAUGGGUGGAUUUCUCACGCGGAAGUUGGAGGUCGCAUUGAGGGAAGCGCGUGAGCACGCCGAGAUCUACACGGGCAUGGAGAGGAUGAUACGCAAGGAGGACGGAGAGACUGCUAUUGCAUGGGUCGAGGGUGCGGUGAAAUGGGACACUCGGAAUGCUUUGAACGCGAUGGGCCAGCAGAUCACCGAGGGACCUGAUGCUGUGCCCAAUCCGUACGAGUCGCGGGCCAAGAAACAAUCGUUAGAUAAGGCGCGUUUGCAAAGCGCUCAGUUGGCGGCGCAGGCUGUCAAGGACACGGACGGUAACGCGGCUCAAGCUUCGGCGCUCACCAACUUCGUCAUGCGAGGGUUCAAGAUCGAAGUUCUGCAAUGGCGCGCUGGAAGGCGAAAGGCGACGAAGACGAUCUUACAGACGACCGAACGGAUAGAGCAUCAUACGGCGCUAAGGCGCGAGCUUGGUCUGUUCCGCAAGGACCAGCAAUGGAUGAUGCCCCUCGUAUACGCGGCUAUCCAGGAGCUCGAAGGCGUUGAAGCUCGAACGACAGCGCCAAGUGAGGGAGACGACGAGGACGAGUUGAAGGCCGAAGAGAAUGAGUCCUUGUCGGCGGUACUAUACCUGCCAUCUGAACUCGACAAGGCACUAGCUCGUACACCGCCCGUUCUCGACGUACUGUUCAAAGAGCUGGAGCUACGUCUCGCCGGGAUGGAAGAUUGGCUGGACAGCCUGCGCCAGCAGCUACGUGUCCGUGGGACGGUAACCCAAUGGCGGAUAUCCUACUCGGGUGGACAGCGCAUGGCGACGCGUACCAUCAACAAGCAACGCGUGAUCGAAGAGAACAUCGUCUCCGCCAGGGAAAUGUACAAGCUACAUCGGGAGAGGUUCAUCACGCUGCUAUCUUACCUGACCGACGAGGAAAGGGAGGCGCGCGUGCCGCCGGAUUGGGCGGAUAAUUUCCGGGAGCUUCUGGAUACCGAUUGUCGCCCGCUGAACAGCAGCUUGCUGCUAGCCAUUGAUGCCCUCGAGGUCGAACGCGCCAAGCGCAAGGUGGCUGCGCGAAACGACGGGGUAGCGUCCGGUGCUAGUAGCUACCGCAUACCCUGGAUCUGGUAUAAGGUGGGAGAGAGUACGGAGAUGGAACUGAACGAGGAUAUGCGCGUAGAGUUCGUCAAGUGCAGGGCACGCGCGAUACGCUGGGUAGAGGAGGUAUACAAGAUCGCGUACGAGAUGGUGCGCGUGCCCGAAUUCUGCACGACGAGAUCGCUGUGGUGGACUAAGAGGGCGACGGUUGUGAUCGAGGGCGCUGACCUGGAGUUGCAAGACGGUAUGCGGGCGUAUGCAACGAAGCAAGCGACGAUGUUCAGGCGGCAUGCGGCGGGACUGGAAGAUGCCUUCAAGAAGCCGCUUGAGGAAGUCGCGGACUUUGUGCGCGUCUUUGGAUUGGACGGGUUGAUAUCGGAGUCGUCAGAAUAA